CACACGUGUGUUCGUUGCCGAAAGACGGGACAUAAGGAAGGAUUUUGCGAUACAGCAUCACGUUUUUAUCGAGGUAGGUCACUAAAGCGUGUGCGUACGGUUUUAGUGAAGCAGGACAUGCGGUGAGAAUGAUGGUAGACACAGGUGCCAAAAUAACCAUAAUCUCUGAGAGAAACUGGCAGCGCAUCGGUAGACCAAUGCUUCGACAAGCAUCGAUUAAAGCGAAAUCGGCGACCGGCAAUUGUUUAGAAUUAUUGGGCGAGUUCCAAUGUAUGCUCACGAUUGGGCAGCGAUCAGAAGAAGGUGCAGUGCGCGUUACGAAAGAAGACCUCAUGUUAUUAGGGAAAGACGUAAUGGAAUUGUUGGGUUUGUGGGAUGUACCACUAACAUGCGUGUGCAAUAAGGUGACCGACGUCACAACGAAUUCCCAGGAGGUAACGAAACUCGAAGAGUAUAAGGAUUUGUUUUCCCACGGGUUGGAACACUGUACCAAAAUGAAGGUUAGCCUAGAACUUAAAGAUGAUGCGAUUCCGGUAUUUAGACCAAAACGUCCAGUGAGCUAUGCGAUGCUCCCAGCAGUGGAUGAGGAACUAAAUAGGCUCGAAAAAGAAGGAAUUAUAUCUCGCGUGAAUUAUUCAGCAUGGGCAGCGCCUAUCGUAGUAGUGCGCAAGGCAAACGGUUCGUUAAGGAUUUGUGGGGAUUACUCCACUGGGCUGAAUAAUGCGUUACGACCGUACGAGUACCCUUUACCGCUCCCUCAAGAUAUAUUCGCUAACCUAGCUAACUCGACUAUAUUCAGUCAGAUAGAUCUGACCGAUGCGUUUCUGCAAAUUGAAGUAGAUGAGGAAUGUCGAGAACUGCUAACCGUAAAUACGCACAGAGGCUUGUAUUCUUACAAUCGGCUUCCACCUGGAGUUAAGGUUGCGCCAGGCGCCUUUCAGCAAGUAAUGGAAACAAUGUUAGUAGGACUUAAAGAUGUGGCUGUCUACUUAGACGACAUUGUCAUAGGUGGAGCAGAUACGGUUGCGCAUAACAAGAAUAUUAGAGCUGUACUUGAUAAGCUAAAGGAAUACGGGUUUAGGAUACGCCCUGAGAAGUGCAAUUUUAUGCAACAGCAGAUUAGGUACCUAGGGCACAUUUUGGAUCGUAAUGGGUUUAGACCUGAUCUGGCCAAAAUAGAGGCGAUCACGAAAAUGCCAUCACCAAAACAGCCUUCAGAAUUGCGAUAAUUUCUUGGUGCCGUUAAUUAUUAUGGGAAGUUUGUCCCACAGAUGCGCAACCUACGAUACCCUUUAGAUGAGCUUUUGAAACGAGAUAAGGGUUGGCAUUGGAGCACAGAAUGUCAGGAAGCAUUUGAGAUGUUUAAGCGAAUGUUAAGCUCCGAUCUUUUGCUUACAUACUAUGAUCCGCAAAAAGAUAUAAUAGUGGCCGUGGAUGCGUCUUCAGUAGGAGUAGAGGCUACGAUAAGCCACAAAAUGCCGGAUGGAACUGUGAAAGUAGUGCAGCAUGCAGCGCGAGCGCUGACAAAAGCAGAAGAAGGUUACAGCCAACCAGAUCGAGAGGGCCUAGCUAUUAUAUUUGCUGUCACGUUCCAUCGUAUGAUUUUCGGGCGGAAAUUUACACUACAGACCGAUCACGCUCCGUUAUUACGGAUUUUUGGUUCACGCAAUGGUAUUCCAGUGUAUACGGCGAAUAGGCUACAGCGUUGGGCCUUGACAUUGUUGAUGUACGAUUUUAAGAUCGAAUAUGUGCCGACAGAUAAAUUCGGAAACGCAGACGUUCUAUCACGUUUAAUAGAUAGACAUGAAAGGCCAGAACCGGAAUUUGUUGUAGCAAGUAUUAAUGCGGAUAAAGAAGUGCAAUGUCUAGUUAGAUGUAUCACGGAAGUAAUGCCACUUACGUUUGAAGAUAUUAUGCGUGGAACCAGUAACGACGUUAAAUUGGAACAAGUAGCAAACUACGUUCAAAACGGACAGGCCGAAAGAUUUGUAGAUACCUUUAAAAGGGCUUUAAAGAAAUUGGAAGGGGAAGAAAAUACGAUAGAAGAAGCUUUAGAUGUUUUUCUAAUAACGUACCGAAAUACACCUCACAAACUUCUAGAGAACGAUCAAUCGCCAGCUGAGGUUAUGUUAGGCCGUCGUAUGCGGACUUGUAUGGAAUUAUUACGGCAUCCAGCUGAGCCAGUUAUAAAUGAAACGAAUUGCGCAAUACUAUCAAAAGUGUACAAUAUGAAUGAUCAGGUCUAUGUAAAAAGGUAUUUUAGAAACAAGUGGAAAUGGGUGCGCGGCAUAGUUCAAGGGAAGUUAGGAAGAGUAAUGUAUGAAGUGCUUACUGAAGAUAACAAGCUACAAAGAUCGCACGUAAACCAACUUCGUAGACGAUAUGAUAAUACUCAGCCGGUUUUGAACAAACCCCGUAUGUUAGACGUGCUGUUAGACACUUGGGGUAUAGACGCGUGUAAGCCAGCAUCAUCAUCAGUAUCGCCCUGUAUACCGCAUCAUCAAACAGCAUCGUCGUUAUCAUCAUCGUCAUCGUCAUCUAUAUCGCCGUCGUCAUCGUUUCCGUCAGUACUUCCGUCAUCACCAUUGUAUUCGUCAUCGUUGGCACCAGCAGAGGGAAGUACCACAAUGUCUCCGGGAUUUGCAACCGCCGAUAGCGGACCAACAACACCGGUGGAUCAUCUACGCCGAUCUACGAGGGUUCGAAGACCGCCGCAGUGGAUGGAGCCUUACCGCCGGAAUUAGGAGGGAGACGUUGUGGAGAUACGGUUGUGUCGAAACCGUGCUUAGUACACAGCCUUGUGUACUAGGCUUCACAACCCGACGAGUGACAAAUGUCACUCGGUGCGGUGUGUGUGUAUGCGGAGUUUUAUCUCUCUCUUCUAUCGCCAGCGGUCGCCGAAGCAGGAUGCGUGAAAUAUACGUUAAGUAAUUGUAUUCAAAGUA
This is a messenger RNA of Anopheles stephensi (Asian malaria mosquito), 2945 nucleotides long. RefSeq lists its product as uncharacterized. Gene Ontology annotation, biological process: proteolysis. Bases 129 to 1229 code for a protein of 366 amino acids. The record is from RefSeq and is a predicted model, not a curated record. Gene Ontology annotation, molecular function: aspartic-type endopeptidase activity. Lineage: Eukaryota; Metazoa; Arthropoda; Insecta; Diptera; Culicidae. The transcript has a single exon.